AUCCGCACCCUGAAGAAGGCUGGUGAAGAAAGACCAAACCCAGCGCUUAACGCGUGCUUUACUUGUAUUGCUGCUCAGAUCUAAACAAGACCAAAGCGAGGCGAUUUCGCCGAAGCCUGAGGACCGACGACGAAACUUUGGCGGGAUUUCUGGACUUAUUGUCAUUUUUCUCCAGAUACUGAUCAGAACGAGAGAUCGUGAGCGGUUUAAUAGUUUGCAGAUCGACCGGUGAAGAAAGCCAAAAAAUGGAGCGGCCUGCUUCUUUGGAUGAAUACGAGAAGCUCGUCAUCCGCAUGAACACUCCUCGAGUGGUGAUUGAUAAUGCGGUGUGCGCGAGCGCGACGCUGGUGAAGGUGGACAGCCGCGACCUCAACCUCCGAUGCCGCCAAAGGCCUUCCACAUCUCCUCCGACGGCCCGAUGGUCUCAUGGCACGUUUCCACGUCACCGACCCACCUCGGCCCGCCAAGAUCGGGCCAGACCAGCAGCGUACAUAGCCUACAUCGAGCAGUCGCUCAACGACGCCGGCCUCGGCCUCGGAUCUCACCCCUUCGUCGACGACGACGGCGACCUCACGGCGCUGGAGCUCACCGGAACGGAUCGCCCCGGACUUCUCUCCGAAAUAUUCGCCGUGCUCGCCGACCUCAAGUGCAGUAUUGUUGAGGCUAGGGUUUGGACGCACGGAGGUCGCGUCGCAGCCAUUAUAUUUCUUAAGGAUGUUGAAUCUGGAUCCCAGAUCGAAGAUUCUAGAAGGAUCGAUCUGAUAACUUCAAGGCUGAGAAAUGUUCUCAACAGAGACCAUGAUAUUAGGGGGGCGAGAACGACCGUGUCUUCAGUCGGCGUUGCGAACGCCGAUCGAAGGCUUCAUCAGAUGAUGUUUGCUGAUAGGGAUUUCGAGAGGAGAUUUGGGGAUGAGCCGUCGACGACUUCGGUCUCGGUCCAGAAUUGGAUCGAGCGGGGUUACUCUGUCGUGGGCGUUCAGUGUCGAGAUCGGCCGAAGCUCCUGUUCGAUGUUGUUUGCACGCUUACAGAUUUGAAGUAUGUGGUGUUUCAUGGCACAAUCGAUACCGACGCCGAUCGCGCUCAUCUGGAAUUUUACAUUAGACAUUUGGAUGGGUCCCCAAUAAGUUCAGAAGCAGAGAGGCAGCGUGUGAUUCAAUACUUGCAAGCUGCGAUCGGGCGCAGAUCCUCCGAGGGAGUGAAAUUAGAACUCUGCACGAUGGACCAACAAGGUCUACUCGCUGAAGUAACCCGAACUCUUCGAGAAAACGGUCUAUCGGUGACAAUGGCGGAGAUCUCGACCAAAAGUUCAAUGGCCAUGAACACAUUCUAUGUUACCGACGCUGCUGGUAACCCUGCCGAUCUCAAGACCAUCGAAUCAGUCAUCGGACGAAUCGGCCCGGGUCGACUCAAAUUGAUCGAGGAUCGAUCUGGAAGAAUCAAACCGCAAACAGUCCAAGAAGAAGCCGGCGUUGGAUUUUACUACUUGGGCAGCUUAGUGAAGAAAAACCUAUACAAUCUGGGGCUAAUUCGAUCUUGCUCUUAAACUCUCUUAAGCGCGUAAUGUUACUGUAUAUAGCUUCGUCUUGUUUUGUAUAUAUACGAACAGAAGAGCAAUACACGUCGUCGAAGAGGACUUUUAUGAAGACUCUCACCGGUUUCAUACCUAACGUUUAACUGCCUCUUCUUGAAUUGAAUAGAGAGGAGGGGGUCUAGAAGUUAGCGUGUUGGUCGGCUCUUUUUUUGGAAGUGUUCAACGAUGGAAAAGGACUUUUUGCCGCCUUGUUCCUUGAAAAAAAAAUGGAUUGUAGAAACUUGAAACUGUGAAUGUGGGCUCCGUUUGAAACAGCGUUUGUGGGGCUUCGAUCCAAUUUGAUUCCGUUCUUGCGCGGGAGUCUCUUGUUUUGGAAGGUGAAUGAAGAGUGAGUGGACCUGAUGUUCUUAUUAUGAUCUGGUAUUUUUCUAUGCGUCGGGGAUGGAGAUGACACUAGCAAUUUAUCUGAUAUUAUCUAUGUAACGCUGUAGAAUUUGAACUCAUGUUUUACUAUUCACUACUCUAGGAUAUCAUCUUGCACGUUGGUCCCAAGGAGACCACUACUUUGUCCGAAAGCAUCUAGUGGAUUUGGUCUAUUGAUCAAUUGGUAUCCCAAAAAGAAAUUUUGGAGACCAAUGCAAAACGUGAAAGUUUAGAGAAAGAUAUGAAAAAUGUUUCAAAGAUCCCACUCUGUUUGAAGAACUGUAUAUGAAAUGGGAUCGUGUUCAUUUGUGUUUUCCUUUGGGCAAAUGGUGAAACCAAAAUUUUUCUCUCAA
Molecule: messenger RNA, 2308 nt
Organism: Asparagus officinalis (garden asparagus)
Lineage: Eukaryota; Viridiplantae; Streptophyta; Magnoliopsida; Asparagales; Asparagaceae
Product: ACT domain-containing protein ACR8-like
Source: RefSeq, a predicted model, not a curated record